Protopolystoma xenopodis is the source of this 252-nucleotide messenger RNA. NCBI's taxonomy places the organism in Eukaryota, Metazoa, Platyhelminthes, Monogenea, Polystomatidea, Polystomatidae. The record is from the annotation of a GenBank genome assembly.
AUGAUCAAUCAGAGGGAGGGCGACCUGAUUGCUCUGUCAUCUUGCUUUUCACAUAAAGAUCGCGAUUGUGAGCCUCGAGGCAAAUUUUCCCUCUUCGGACUGACGGAGCCGGUUGUGAAAAGCCUUCAACAUACACUCGAGCAUGGAGCCACUUUGGCCAUUUUCACUGGAACACUUUGCUGUUCGUCUUGGACGUGUCCGGGCCACUUCUGUCGUCUUCACGCGACAACAUUGCAGUCCAUUUGGGUUUGA